Molecule: messenger RNA, 1047 nt
Organism: Neomonachus schauinslandi (Hawaiian monk seal)
Lineage: Eukaryota; Metazoa; Chordata; Mammalia; Carnivora; Phocidae
Gene: KYNU
Product: kynureninase
Exons: 10
Coding region: 142-1047 (301 amino acids)
Biological process (GO): NAD+ biosynthetic process
Cellular component (GO): cytoplasm
Molecular function (GO): kynureninase activity; pyridoxal phosphate binding
Source: RefSeq, a predicted model, not a curated record
GCAUUUCUCACCCUGAGUUCUGACCUGUAAGUUUUCAAGGAAAUCUUGAGAGAUUUUUCCUUUCAAUUCUUUUUUUGUUUUAACAGGAGACUGGGAGCUGUGGACCCCAUCGUCGGAAUCCUAGCUGAGAAGCAACUUGUAAUGGAGCCCUCCCCUCUUGAGUUACCAGCUGACACAGUACAACGCAUUGCAUCAGAACUUCGAUGUCACCCGACAGAUGAGAGGGUCGCCCUCCGCCUUGAUGAGGAAGAUGAGCUGAGGCACUUCAAGGAGCAUUUUCAUAUCCCCAAAAUGCAGGAUCUACCUGUAGUUGAUUUAUCUUUAGUGAAUAAGGAUGAAAACGCCAUCUAUUUCUUGGGAAAUUCUCUUGGCCUUCAACCAAAAAUGGUUAAAACAUAUCUGGAAGAAGAACUAGAUAAGUGGGCCAAAAUGGGAGCCUAUGGUCAUGACUUAGGAAAACGUCCUUGGAUUACAGGAGAUGAGACUAUUGUAGGCCUUAUGAAUGACAUUGUAGGAGCCAAUGAGAAAGAAAUAGCCCUAAUGAAUGGUUUGACUGUUAAUUUACAUCUUCUACUGUUAUCCUUUUUUAAGCCUACACCGAAACGGUAUAAAAUUCUUCUUGAAGCCAAAGCCUUCCCUUCAGAUCAUUAUGCUAUUGAGUCACAGCUUCAACUUCAUGGACUUAACAUUGAGAAAAGUAUGCGGAUUGUAAAGCCAAGAGAGGGGGAAGAAACAUUGAGAAUAGAGGAUAUCCUUGAAGUAAUUGAGAAGGAAGGAGACUCGAUUGCAGUGAUCCUGUUCAGUGGGCUGCAUUUUUACACUGGACAGGUCUUUAAUAUACCUGCCAUCACAAGAGCUGGACAAGCAAAGGGUUGUUUUGUUGGCUUUGAUCUAGCACAUGCAGUUGGAAAUGUUGAACUCCACUUACAUGACUGGGGAGUUGAUUUUGCCUGCUGGUGCUCCUAUAAGUAUUUAAACUCAGGAGCAGGAGGUCUUGCUGGUGCCUUUGUCCAUGAAAAGCAUGCCCAUACAAUUAAACCUGCGUGA